AUGGAUGAUGAAGAGACGAAGCGGAGUGAUUUGAAGAGGUUUUUGACUUCUAGAGGAAUAGUGAAAGAAGAAGAGUUUUUAAAAUUCGACUUUAAGGUCACCAACUUAAACUCUCUACGAUUUGAAGGUACACCUCGCGAGUUAAUCACUGCAUCUUCAAUAUACAAAGCCACGACUCAAACGGGCCUUGAUAUUUUAAAGGAGACUUUAGCGAGCAGACUCGCAGAGGCAAAGACUUACGAAUGUGUGACAAGCAAUGCGCGAGAUUCGCUCUUUAUAGAUGAUGUUCAGAACCAAGGGUCUGCUAAAGAACCCGUAUGGGCUGACAACGGUAUAACCUGCGAUCCUGCGAGCCUCCUUCUGCCGCCAUGGGAACGGCUCAAGGUUGAAAAGCUGAAGCCAUUACGCAAUUAUUUGUGGAUCGUUGACAAACCCUAUCGAAAAGCUUAUAACAAUUGCGUGUCUUGUGUUUUCAAGAAUUUUCUUUUUAUUGCGAAUAACGCUAAAGUCCAGAUUUCCGACCUUGAUUCGGUCGUAACCGAUGUCGGGGGAGUCCCUAUAAAGCGCUGUUUGGACGUUGUGACGUCUUUUGAGCUGUACUGUGCAGACGAAGGUCCUAAAAAUGAGAGGAUAAGAACAACGACGGAAUUUAGAUGUCAAAUUCAUUUCAUGAAGAUCGCGAAAUUUUAUGAGCGAGAUGUUCUUUGUCUCUGUACACUCUCAGGUUUGGUGCUUAUCUUUUUCAUUGACGAACUAAUCAAAACCAUGAAUAUUACCACUUCCACCGCAGUUCUGGAUGAGGCGGAAAUUUUUGAGCUUAAAAUCAAACCUUUUCUGAUUCUUAGUGUUCCUGAGAGUUGCUGGGCUAUUGACAUAUAUGACAUUGGUGACGUGAAGUUCAUCGCACUGGGACACAACGGUCCUGGGGUGACUGUUUUUGCACACCGAAAUACUCUCAAGACAAUGGUAGCAUGCGAAAUUUUGAUCCAUCAUAAUGUCCCCGCCGUGAGCUUUGUCAAGAAAGAAACUCUCGAGCCUGGUCUCGUUUUUCUAUCUUAUGCGUCAAUUUUCGGUGAUGUUGGGACCUUAGAAAUCACCUUCCAAGAUCGUGGAGACGCAGAUUGCUCUCUAGCAUGGAAAUUAGUGGAUGUUGAAUAUCUUGCAGAGUGGUGCUGGACAAUCACUCCAUUAGAUAGAAGCGAUUUCCAAGCUGUUUCGAAUUUCGAGUAUCUGUCAAAUGAUUAUAAUCGAUCCCACAAGUCAAAUUAUCUUGAAAAAGCUUUCCAAGACAGUAUGAUGCUUAGGUCAUUACCAUCUCGACUAGCGCAGUCAAGUGGCCUAGGAAUCGGCGCAACCAUUGCUCAAGUUGCAGUACCUGUUUCAAAUUUACGGCUUACGAACGAGUACCCGUGCAAUGACGGGAACAUUGGAUUGAGAUUCACCACAUUCAAUUUACAUUCAUUUUCAAACGGUGGAAAUAGCCCAGAAAAAUUCUCAGCUGCUGCUGUUGUGGAUGCUUUACUACACUCUCCCGAAGAAAUCGAUUCGGACCACAGCCAAGUGAUUCGACUGAAAGGGGAGCAUAGAAUUGGCGAUUGUAAAGUGGCCCAUGGUAUCGAGACCGCUGAAAAGAAUUGGUCUCGGUAUCCCUUUGCCGAAGUGCUAUGUUGCGGAAGUAAUGACCGUCAAAAUUCUAUGAUGAGAAGUCUCAGAGAUCAUUUCAAAAUUGACACUGACCUGCAGUUUGCAGUGGAAAGAGGUAUUACGCCGGCAUUUGUUCAUUUUGAGGCGAUCGGGACGUCUAAACAUCAUGAUGUCGCAGUACCUGAAUUUUAUGCGGGUAUGGUACAUGACCAUCGGACUUAUGAGGAGAAUACUUGCGAAAAUGAGAUAGGCGAUUCCCAAGCCUCCGGUGUUUCAAGUGCUGAACCGCAGAGUGGUGAAGAAAUUAACGAACACGAAGCAUGUGAAACUGAUAAUAUAUUGUCAGCAGAUAAUGCUAGUCCUAGACCUUUUCAACGAGACGAGGGCCGCAGAAGCAUUGUCUCUCAAGAUGAUGACAUAGAUGAUAGUUCAUCUUCGACGGAAAAUGCUUCUUCAUUUACAUCUCCAGAUUUGAGCUCUUUUGCAUCUGACAGCCGUUCGGUGGAAGAGGCUAUCUUCGGAAACACAAGCUUGCCGAGUUUGGCUAUUGCCGCGCAAAAUUUUGACAUUGAUGUGAACACGCUUGAGCAUAUACAGCGAUUUUUCAGAUCGACCAGCUUUGGAACUCUCACUUCGCGGCUUGAUACUGCAGACGAUGAAACGUCAAGGUUUGCCUCACACAGGCCGGCUGGAUAUUUCCAGGAUUUAGCCUACAAAUCCAUGCGACUAUGGUCUCUUACUAACUACGUCGACAAAGUUUCCUCAUUAUCCCAAGCUGUUACCCCACAAUCUCGAUUCUCUGCCGGCGGGCCUCGAUUCGAACUGCCUCUGGCGAACGAGACCUUUUUCUUGGUGACGACAAGCACGAAGUUGUACCUUAUGCUAGGAAAUCCGCUUAUCGUUAAUGCGUAUACAGCCGAUGAGAUUUUCCCCAUACAGAAUGUAUCCUCAUGUGGUGCUUUAGACCCUCAGCUAAACAGGAUUUCGAUCGUAUGCCACAUUCGAGAACUGAAUUGCUUUGUUGUGGCUUCUCAGAUUGGUCUCAUUUCUCUGAUGCGCCUAACAACCUACAAAGGCAUUCACGCAUUCCGACAGGAAUAUAUUCUUGGAUGGGAGUCACAAGUGCCGGGGCAACCCGACUCGAGAUGCAUGAGGGCGUACACAAGCGAUGAUGGCAUUUAUCCCUGUCAUCUGGAUGACACGAUCUUUGAGAUGAACAACAUUACAGGGCUGGCCUACAAAUUCCAUCAAACAUCAUCUACAUCAUCUACACCGGACUAUGCAGUAUUAUACGUGACUCUUCGGAAGGACAUUUACCGGUUCAAAAUUUUCAGAGAAGCCGUCUGA
Messenger RNA from Lachancea mirantina, 2991 nucleotides. The record is from the annotation of a GenBank genome assembly. Lineage: Eukaryota; Fungi; Ascomycota; Saccharomycetes; Saccharomycetales; Saccharomycetaceae.